ACGAAACACAAUCUUCUUUAUAUUGCUAAAUCAUAAUAAUGACAACUAGCUAUGAUCCACCUUCUUGGGCUGGGAAACCACUGGGUGGUCUACAUCUUGACGUCCUGAAGGAUGGAAAGCUAAUUCAGAAGUUAAUGAUUGACGAUAAGAAAUGUUAUCUUUUCGGUCGGAACCCGCAGCUCAACGAUUUUUGUAUUGAUCAUGGUUCCUGUUCUCGAGUUCAUGCUGCUCUUAUCUGGCAUAAACAUCUGGAAAGAAGCUUUUUAGUGGACUUGGGCAGCACUCACGGAACUUUUAUCGGAAAUUUCCGAAUAGAAUCAAACAAACCUACUCAGCUUCCAGUAGAUUCUACAUUCAGGUUUGGAGAAUCAUCGAGAAGAUAUAUUAUAAGAGAAAGGCCAAAGAAUUUGCACCGGCCAAUUAUGGACGAGCUGGAAAAGACUGGAAGUGAGCUGGACGGCGGCGGUCUUCUUGGACUUCCGGAAACUGAAAAUGAGUUGGAUAACCUGACCGAGUACAAUACUGCACAGAAUAGGCGUAUCUCUAUGAUGGGUAUACCUAAAGACGACGGUUUGAACCGCCGGCGGAAGAUCCGAAUUACGUUUAAUGAGGAGGAGGAGGUGAUCAACCCCGAGGAUAUUGAUCCUAGCAUCGGCAGGUUCAGGAAUAUGGUCUUCACAACAGUUAUACCAACUAAACCAAGGAAAGCCCAGGAUCUAGGUUUAGGAUUAGAGGUGCAAGAUGAGUUCUCAGCUAAAAUCAAGGAAAGCAACCAACAUCCUCAAUCUGUACCAGGGUUGUAUGAUGAUCUUGAGACUGGAGCAUUUAGCCGUAGUUUAUCCUCUUCUCUGGGUCUACCCUUACCUAACCCUGCUCCAGAGAUAGAUAUUGGGAUCAAGAUUACAGGUUCUGUGGAUAUGCUACCACCUGGAGAAAAGCGUCCUCGUCCUGCCGAGGGCGGAGAAAAUCCCAAUGAACCCAAGAAGAAAAAAUACGCCAAAGAGGCGUGGCCAGGACGGAAACCUGGUCCGGCCCAGGGACUGUUCUAGGUUAGGUGUGUCUCAAUAAACAUGGCAGUUAAUGACGACUUGCUGAGCCUUUUUGUUGUGAACUUUUUUUUUUAUCAAUUCCCAAGAUGUAUGGCAUAUUUUGUACUGAAGGGUGAAUAAACUUGCCAAUUUGAUGUCCAAUUAUUUUCCUUACCGGAACCAUCCUAAAUCAUUCCUGUCAUUCUAAAUUUUGGGGUUUUACAUUAAAUUGCCACCCUUUUCUAAAAUGAUUAAAUUUUGAAUAAGAAUUCAAUUCAGGACUUGAGAGUGUGGACAAACUUAUGAGUUCCACCUCUUUUCAACGAGUCUUGUCAUUUAUAGAAUAUCAAAGAUCGAAGAGGAAAAUGUCGUCAUUUCAUUCUCAAGUAAAUUGAGACGCCCUGCCCUAUGUUUACUUUUUGUUAAAACUAAAGAACUUAAACUAUUUGACGAUAAAGCCGAAAACUUUUAGUUCCCCUGUUAUGAAAUAAUUUUCUUUUGUAUUUAGAGCGGAAUUGUGAAUGUAACGAAUUUAUCUCACAAUUUUUGUCUUGAAUCUUAAAUCCUGGAGAUUUGUCGAUAUUCGUCCCUUUAAGUUAUUCUCAGCUGUUUGUUUUCUAUGUUCUGUUUAAUAUUUUCAGA
This is a messenger RNA of Eurytemora carolleeae, 1670 nucleotides long. It is a transcript of the gene NiPp1, whose product is annotated as nuclear inhibitor of protein phosphatase 1. Bases 39 to 1049 code for a protein of 336 amino acids. Gene Ontology annotation, molecular function: protein serine/threonine phosphatase inhibitor activity; mRNA binding; protein binding. The record is from RefSeq and is a predicted model, not a curated record. Gene Ontology annotation, cellular component: nuclear speck. Lineage: Eukaryota; Metazoa; Arthropoda; Copepoda; Calanoida; Temoridae. The transcript has 12 exons.